AUGCUAGGUUCUAAGCAGCUAAUAGAGAACUUAAUAAGAUUUAAAUUCCACAAGACACCAUACACAUGGAGCUCAGUUUGGCCUUUCAAAAGGAAUUCGGCGGUAAUAGUAUUAUUGUUUAUUGGCAUGAAAGGCGAAUUACGUGUGCUUUUGACUAAACGUUCAAGAACAUUAAGAAGCUUCUCAGGUGAUGUCUCAUUCCCGGGGGGUAAAGCUGAUUAUAUUCAAGAAACGUUUGAAAAUGUAGCCAGGAGGGAAGCUGAAGAGGAAAUUGGAUUACCACGUGAUUCUGAGAUCUUACAUAAGGAGUUUGGGAUGAGAUUGGAUAAUUUAGUCAUGGAUAUGCCAUGCUACCUAUCGAGGACGUUUUUGAGUGUUAAGCCAAUUGUCUGCUUCCUUUACAAGGAUAAAUUAGAAAAAAAUGAAGAUAAAUACAAAGUUCCCUUAGAUAUUCGUAAGUUUUUUGGUAAGCUGAAUCCCGGAGAAACGUCAUCUUUAUUCUCUGUGCCACUUAACGAUUUAAUUGUGCAUCUUUUACCCAGGAAUGAUGAGAAUGUAAAAAAUUAUCGGGCAGAGUAUUUUGAACGUAAAGAGUAUAAACUUAAUUGGGGUGGAAUAAAAUGGUUAAUCAUGCAUUACCACUUCCAUGUGGCAAAUAAUAACGAAAUGCCAUGGUUACAAAUCAUAGAAGACUUAUCUAGUUCAGAUGAAGAUGCUGGUGACGGGGCAAUCUUCAGAUUCAGGGAUCUUUGGGGAUUGACAUGUAAAAUUCUAUUUGACGUUUCAUGUGUAGCUAAUGGAUUAAUUGAUGACAAGAUGAAAAGAGAAUUAGGCCAUGAAGAUUUGAUAGUUGGGCUGUAUGAUUAUGGAAAUCAGAUGCAACCAAGUGGAAGAAGUGAGUGGGAAGUAGGAAUGAUAAAUGGUGACAAGAACUUAAAAUAUAGCGAUGUGAUUCCUGAAUAUUUUAUGAAACAUCUGAUAGGACGUCGGCCGUUAUGGUGA
This is a messenger RNA of Saccharomyces kudriavzevii IFO 1802, 1002 nucleotides long. It is a transcript of the gene PCD1, whose product is annotated as 8-oxo-dGTP diphosphatase. The record is from RefSeq and is a predicted model, not a curated record. Gene Ontology annotation, biological process: nucleoside diphosphate metabolic process; coenzyme A catabolic process. The transcript has a single exon. Gene Ontology annotation, molecular function: coenzyme A diphosphatase activity; acetyl-CoA hydrolase activity; magnesium ion binding. The coding region runs from base 1 to 1002 and encodes 333 amino acids. Lineage: Eukaryota; Fungi; Ascomycota; Saccharomycetes; Saccharomycetales; Saccharomycetaceae.